GCAGAUGUCGUGCGCAUCGACUCAAUCCAUGCAGAAAACAUACUGCACGACUGGAGAGACAUCGCGUGUGGUUUCGAGUCCGAUUUCUGCGCUUGGUCCACCAGUGCGAGCACGUGGCUGCGACAUUCAGGGGCUACUCCUAGCUCAGACACCGGACCGGACGAAGCUGGCAAAGGCGAGUGGUACAUUUACACGGAAGCCAUCCGUGUGCAGGAGUUUAUCCUCACCAGUGGCGUGUUCGACCCAUCACCUACAAGCCGGCUCCUCCAUUUCUUCUACCACAUGUUUGGGGAGGACACAGGCAGCUUGCGAAUGGAGACGUUGAGAAGCAGCGGCUGGACACAAGCUUGGUCACGAAUCGGAGAGCAAGGGAUGCAAUGGGGCGCAGCAUUGGUGACGCUGCCGCAGGAUGCGAGGGCUGUGCGCUUCGUAGGCACCACGGGCAACAGCUGGCAGAGCGACAUGGCCGUAGAUGGCAUAGCAGAAGGGCUGCCCACAGUUCUGUUCCGCCAGUUGUCCUGCGACUUCCGUUUUGACACCUGCCUUUGGCGAAGCAAUGGCAGCUCUUCAUGGCAGCUUGUGGGUGAUGCGAAUGGCCAGUGGCUGGAGGCUUCUCGAAGCGGUUCCCAAGCACCGGAAUGGAUUUUCGAAACGGCGGCUCUGCUGAACACCACUGGAGAGAAGGCAUUGGUUUUCGACUAUCAGCUGUCCGGCUCAAGUACCGUGGCAUUGGAGGUACAACACCAGACCUCCGCUAACGGCUGGCAGCGUUUGCAGUUCGAGUCGGGUGGGCGCAGCGCUGUUUGGCACACCGCCAUCGUCGCCGUCCCUCCUUCUACUCUUGGCCUCCGCUUUGCGGCCAACAUCACCGGUGAGGCAGAUGUCGUGCGCAUCGACUCUCUCCAUGCAGAAAACAUACUGCACGACUGGAGAGACAUCGCGUGUGGUUUCGAGUCCGAUUUCUGCGCUUGGUCCACCAGUGCGAGCACGUGGCUGCGACAUUCAGGGGCUACUCUUAGCCCAGACACCGGACCGGACGAGGCUGGGGAAGGCGAGUGGUACAUUUACACGGAAGCUAGUGACAAUGAGAACCAGGCAGGACCACUCCGUGUGCAGGAGUUUAUCCUCACCAGUGGCGUGUUCGACCCAUCACCUACAAGCCGGCUCCUCCAUUUCUUCUACCACAUGUUUGGGGAGGACACAGGCAGCUUGCGAAUGGAGACGUUGAGAAGCAGCGGCUGGACCCAAGCUUGGACACGAAUCGGAGAGCAAGGGAUGCAAUGGGGCGCAGCAUUGGUGAUGUUGCCGCAGGAUGCGAGGGCUGUGCGCUUUGUAGCCACCACAGGCAACAGCUGGCAGGGCGACAUGGCCGUAGAUAGCAUAGCAGAAGGGCUGCCCACAGUUCAGUUCCGCCAGUUGUCCUGCGACUUCCGUUUUGACACCUGCCUUUGGCGAAGCAAUGGCAGCUCUUCAUGGCAGCUUGUGGGUGAUGCGAAUGGCCAGUGGCUGGAGGCUUCUCGAAGCGGUUCCCAAGCACCGGAAUGGAUCUUCGAAACGGCGGCUCUGCUGAACACCACUGAGGAGAGAGUCUUGGUUUUCAACUAUCAGCUGUCCGGCUCGAAUACCGUUACGUUGGAGGUGCAGCACCAAACCUCUGCUUUCGGCUGGCAGCGCUUGCUGUUGCAGUCAGGUGGCCGCAGCGCUGUUUGGAACGGCGCCGUUGUCAUCAUCCCUUCUUCUACUCUUGGCCUCCGCUUCGUGGCCAACAUCACCGGUGAGGCAGAUGUCGUGCGUAUCGACUCAAUCAAUGCGUCGAACGUUCUGCGCGACUGGAGCGACAUCGCCUGUGGUUUCGAGUCCGAUUUCUGCGCUUGGUCCACCAGUGCGAGCACGUGGCUGCGACAUUCAGGGGCUACUCCUAGCUCAGACACCGGACCGGACGAGGCUGGGGAAGGCGAGUGGUACAUUUACACGGAAGCUAGUGACAAUGAGAACCAGGCAGGACCACUCCGUGUGCAGGAGUUUAUCCUCACCAGUGGCGUGUUCGACCCAUCGCCUACAAGCCGGCUCCUCCAUUUCUUCUACCACAUGUUUGGGGAUGACACAGGCAGCUUGCGAAUGGAGACGUUGAGAAGCAGCGGCUGGACCCAAGCUUGGUCACGAAUCGGAGAGCAAGGGAUGCAAUGGGGCGCAGCAUUGGUGAUGUUGCCGCAGGAUGCGAGGGCUGUGCGCUUUGUAGCCACCACGGGCAACAGCUGGCAGGGCGACAUGGCCGUAGAUGGCAUAGCAGAAGGGCUGCCCACAGUUCAGUUCCGCCAGUUGUCCUGCGACUUCCGUUUUGACACCUGCCUUUGGCGAAGCAAUGGCAGCUCUUCAUGGCAGCUUGUGGGUGAUGCGAACGGCCAGUGGCUGGAGGCUUCUGGGAACAGUUUGCAAUCUUGGGAACGGGUCUUGGAGACUGCGGCCAUGCUCAACGCCACUGAGGAGAAGAUCUUGGUGUUCGACUAUCAGCUGUCCGGCUCGGAUGCCGUGGCAUUGGAGGUGCAACACCGAACUUCCGCUGAUGGCUGGCAGCGCUUGCAGUUCGAGUCGGGUGGCCGAAGCGAUGCUUGGCAUACUGGUGCAGUUACAGUGCCUGUUGGCAGUGUCGGCUUCCGCUUCGUGGCCAAUGUCACCGGUGAUCUUGACCGGGUGAAGCUGGAUUCCUUGUCGGCGGUCGACGCAACUCUGGCGGAUGCGAGGUGCAGCUUCGAGCAGGACACCUGCAAGUGGGCAGGGGACUGGCAGCGCGUCAGCGGCCCCUCCCAAAGUCCUUUAGCCUCCAUGCCUGAUGCAGCAUUCCACGCCGAGAGCUACGUCUACGUCACCCCCCUCGAGAACGAGGCAGGGGGAAAAUUCUGCCAACUCUCCGAUUCGCCAGAAUUUUCCCGAUCUGCCAUGGGCUCCUGCAGGCCCGGCAACGUCUCCUACCUGGAGUUCGCUUUCUACAUGUUUGGGACUGGCGUCGGCAAGCUGGAGUUAUGGUACCUGAAAGGUGUCCGGUGGAGCUUGCGCUGGUCCCGGCAAUCAAACCAAGGAGCCGAGUGGCUUCAAGCCAAGGUGAGGCUCCCAAGUGGCGUGGAAGGGCUCCGUUUCUUGAAGUUUGGUGGCUGGGGAACUUCGUCCAAAGUAGCUUUGGACGGAAUCCUGGCCUGGGAGGGGCCCGAAGCAAACCCGGCAGAGUUCCUGAGCCUUUCUUCUGGUGGCUACCACAACUGUGCAGUUCUCAAGGCCCAGGGCGUCCUGAAGUGCUGGGGAGCUGGAUUUCACGGCCGCUUGGGUUACGGCAGCGGUGCAGAUGUGGGCGGCGCUUCGGGUGAGAUGGGGGAGAACCUACCGGCCGUGGAACUCGGAGAGGCGGGCGUUCGAGUGACGAAAGUGGCCUGCGGUCAAUGGCACACCUGCGCAGUUCUCGAAACGGGCGUCCUGAAAUGCUUCGGGAGUGGCAGUGAUGGCAAGCUUGGCUACGGACACACCCGCGAUGUUGGCGACGAGCCCUUGGAGAUGGGCCAGCACCUGCCAGCGGUGGACCUGGGCACCGGUGCGGAGGUGGUGCAGGUGGCUGCUGGUAUCGACCACACCUGCGCUCUGCUUCGAGGCGGGCGCGUGAAGUGCUUUGGCCAGGGACGUCUGCUGGGCUUGGGAGACGAGCCCGGGCCCCAGAGGGAGAACCGUGGCGACGAGCCCGGCGAGAUGGGCUCGAACCUCACCGCGGUUGACCUGGGCACCGACUUCGAAGCAGUGCAGCUGGCCUUGGGAUAUGCCCACAGCUGUGCUCUCUCAAGCCAAGGUGCCGUCAAAUGUUGGGGACAGGGCAACCGCCUGGGACUAGGACUGGGCGAUGGUGGAGUGUACAUCGGAACCAGCCCCAACGAGAUGGGCGAUGCCUUACCUGUAGUGGACUUGGGCCCCCUUCCUGCUGUGCAAAUCGCAGCCGGGUAUCUUCACACCUGCGCCGCCGCUUGCCCGCAUCCAGUGCAUUGGACUCGUUCUAUCGUGUUGUGCACGUGCCUGUGCCAGGUCCUGUCCGACGGCACGGUAAAGUGCUGGGGUGAUAAUGGCUGGGGUCAACUGGGGCACGGCAACCUUGAAGAUGCGGGCGACCAGCCCGGUGAGAUGGGCACCAGUCUUCCUAUUACAGAUAUGGGCGAUGGGGUGACGGUUGUCCGCAUCGCGGCUUCGAGUGGCAGUUAUCACACCUGUGCUGUCCUUCAAGAUGCAAACCUGAAGUGCUGGGGCUGGGGAGGGCUUGGCCAGGGCAACCUGGAGAGCUUGGGAGACGAGCCCUACGAGAUGGGCUCCAAUCUCCGCGCUGUCGGCCUCGGCAACCGCGAGGUGCGGGAUGUGGGCACCGGUGUCGGCCACACCUGCGUGCUCUUGAGCGACGACACCACGAGGUGUUGGGGCGAGGGCCGAGUCGGGCAGCUGGGCAUUGGCAGCAGACUGAGCGUCGGUCAGGUGCCUGGCGAGCUUGGUGUGGCUUUGGUGCCUGCGGAGCUCUUCCGCCUGAGCCUCGGUGCUGGCCUUCAGGAUCUCAGCUUGCUAGCCGUCGCCGAAGACCAGGGCUUUGCCAGAGGGAUCCUCCAACUGCAGCACGAUUCUUCCGUCGGCCUCGUCUGCGAUGAUGGCUUCGAUGAUCGGGUGGCGCAAGUGGCCUGCCGUGAUCUCGGCUUGGCCGGUGGCAGGGCCCUGGCAGCCUUAGCAAUGUGGGGUGCUGCGGGGGCCGGCACCAUCCUUGCUGACAACAUCAGGUGUACAGGCGCAGAAAUGAGCCUUCGCGAAUGCUUCUUCCGCGGGUGGCACGUCCACGACUGCGCUCCUGAAGAAGCCGCAGGUCUCGAGUGCCAGUCGGAUGCCUGGAGCGACUUCACGCCCGCCGGAAGCCCCGCCGGGCGCCAGGACGCCUCUGUGGUUUGGGACAGCGAGACUCAGUCUGCAUGGAUGUUCGGGGGCCACGCCAGCAAUGCCUUCCUCUACUUUGCGGACCUGUGGCGCUACGACUGGCCUCGACGAGCUUGGACGGAGAUCCUGCCGUUGAGUGGGGGUGCCGCCCCCGGCGCCAGAUGGGGCCACGCGGCCGUGUGGGACGAGCAGUCCAGGUCUAUGCUGGUGUUUGGCGGCCGGUUCCAAGUCACCUUCUACGACGACGUCUGGCAAUUUCUCAGCGAGGACGGCGCUUGGAGGCAAUUGCCAGCCUUGGCGAAGUCAUCGGCACGCGCCUACCACACGGCGAUCCUGGACCCCGUGGAGAGGGCCGUGCUCGUCUUCGGAGGUGAGAGCGGUAGCCAGGUGUUGGAGGACCUCCAGCGCUACAGUUUGGCGGACGGCCAGUGGAGUGAGUCUUUGGCACAGGGGCCGGGAGCCCGCAGCCGACACACGGCCGUCUGGGUGCCCACAACCCGGUUCAUGCUCGUUCUUGGAGGGUGGAGCGGGCAGCAGUAUCUGGAUGACCUGCGCAGCUACGAUGCUUCGGCAGGCACCUGGACGGACUUGUCAGCUUCAGGAUAUUGGCCCGCGGCUCGCGCUGGACAUGGUGCCGUGUGGGACCCCAUUUCAAUGAGCAUGCUAGUCAUGGGCGGCAUCACCAAUCUCAGCAACGACCUGAGCUACGAUGCCUCCAUCUACAACUACAGCCUCUUGACGAACUCUUGGAAGGAGGAGGGUUUGCAAAGUCAGGUCGUGGGCCCAAGUGGCCGUACGGGUCAUGGCGUUGUUUGGGACUUCGCUUCUCGCGGCUUGCUGUCCUUCGGUGGUUUCAAUGCCUCCUACUUGCAGCAAACCUGGCGAUACGUGGUCAGUCAGACCAACCCGCCCUUUCUGGUCCACUGCCAGCAGGGCCGCAACUGUUCCUUCCGCCGGAAUGCCUCCGGCUCUGUGGCCGCGAAACGCACCUGCUCCGACCCGGAUUUCUUGGCAGGACUCCCUAUGCUGCUCUCUGGUGAAGCAGAGGAGGAUCUCUGGAUGUUCGGAGGAAAUGCAUCUCAUUUCUUCACGGAACCGGGUCAUCACCGCCUCUGCUGGUGUGAUGUCGUCAACUGCAGCCACCCCGACAACUUCAGUGUGACAUUGGGCUACUUUGUUGUAGAGGGGCCGCAACUGCACCAGUCCGCUCGCUGCUACCUUGGCACAGACUGCACGAUCGCCGGGUGGCGAGGAGUCGGCAUCUCCGCGAACGACAGCCUCGUGAUGCAGAGCCGAUGUAACGGAGAGCCGCAGGCCUCUUCUUCCACCUACCCCCGGCGUUCGGUCACCGUCUCCUUCAACGAGUCCUACGGUUGGCACACCUUGCACGUGGGCUUCCUGGACCCUUCGGAGGGCCUGAAGCCGGAAGCUCUGGAGCUUUGCUGGUGCCCUGCCACGGCGGCCCCGUGCGCUUCGGCGGAGGACUUUCUCGUGGUCGCCCUGAGCCUGGAGGUCCUCUGCCCGCCCGGCGAGUACAGCGAAGGGCCCGGCUCCUCCUGCCUGCCCUGCCCACCGAACUUCUUCUGCCCCGGAGGAUCCGAAGUCCAAAGCUGCCCGUCGGCGAGCACUUCGAUGCAGGGCUCACGUCCGCCUCUCAGCACUGCGAGCCAACUCCCCGACUGCCUUUGCCUUCGAGGGCGCUACUGGGAUGCAGAGAGCACCAUCUGCCUGGCGUGCCCCGCCGGGUCUUCGACGUUGCAGGAGGGCGCCACCGGCCUUGCGUCCUGCACCUGCAUGCCCGGCUUCUUCAAUACGCAGAAUGACAACCCGGCAGUUUGUGAAGCCUGCGGCGUGGGCUUCUUCUGCACAGGGGGCCUGCAGACCCCGCAGCCGUGCGCCGCGUCCCAGACCACCGAGAGCGACACUUCAGCCGACGAGUCCCAAUGCGUUUGCAGAGCUGGCGAAUUCUUGCAGGACGGGCUUUGCGCCCCAUGUCCGGUUGGAUUUUUCAAAAGCAGCGUUGGAGACUCCCCGUGCGCGGAGUGUGGUGGUGGCACCUUCAGCAACAAUACUGGCAGCACAGAGCACAUCCCUUGCAGCCGGUGUUCCGCCAACAAGACCUCGAUAGAGGGUGCCACAUCUCCCCUUGAUUGUCGAUGCCGCUCAGGUCUGGCAGAAGAGGGCCAAGCCUGCCGAGUUUGCAGAGCAGGCUUCUUUUGCCCAGGCCAGGGUGAAGAGCGGCGAUGUCCGGAGAAUGCUACCUCACGCGCUGGCUCCCUCCAACAAGCAGACUGCUUGUGCAACCCGGGGUACUAUGCCCUUGAAGCUCGGGCCAUCUGUGAGCCUUGCCAACCUGGACGCUACAAGCCCACGCUGGCUAACGAUGCAACGUGCCCUUUACAGUGCCCUACAAAUGCCCAGAGUGCCAAUGCGUCCACCGAUCUGCGAGACUGUUUCUGCGUGGCAGGAUUCUAUGCAGUUCUGGAUGAAGCAGGAUUCCUAGCCAGUUGCGCGAGUUGUGCACUACUCCCAAAUCUCCAAUGUUUGGGUGGUUUUCACACUCAAGCGGGCAUUCACCGGCUGCCUGUUGCUCAGCCAGGCUACUUUCAGACAGGAGUAGCUAUUGCUGUGAAGUGCAGCGCCGUCACGGCCAGUGGGUUCAGUACUUGUCUCGGCGGGAAGCCAUGCGCACAAGGUGAGGCACUAGAAUGCUUUGGCAAAUAUGCCAACGCUUGCGACGAAGGCUCCACCGGAGUGUUCUGUGGAGACUGCCCAGCUGGUUGGGCCAGGAGUGCCUAUCAACAGCCAUGCCGACCUUGUGCGUCCGAUGCUACUUUCCCACUGGUAGCCUCAGUCAUCAUCGAUGUUGGGACGAAGGCCGCGAGUGCCGAAUAUUUUUCAGAUUUUCCCCAACAGCACGACGAGCUCUGA
Symbiodinium sp. CCMP2592 is the source of this 7872-nucleotide messenger RNA. The record is from the annotation of a GenBank genome assembly. Lineage: Eukaryota; Dinophyceae; Suessiales; Symbiodiniaceae.